Molecule: messenger RNA, 603 nt
Organism: Teleopsis dalmanni
Lineage: Eukaryota; Metazoa; Arthropoda; Insecta; Diptera; Diopsidae
Exons: 1
Coding region: 1-603 (200 amino acids)
Molecular function (GO): nucleic acid binding
Source: RefSeq, a predicted model, not a curated record
AUGGCAUUCAGCAUCGUGACAGCGCCAUUUCACCCGGCUUCAAACGGGUUAGCAGAGCGUUUCGUGCGUACUUUUAAGACAUCUGUGAAGAAAAACCUUGAUGACAGUAUGCCAAUUAGUGAAGCAGUUAUCAAAUUUUUAGUGACCUACCGCUCUAUGAUAAAUUCUAACAAUAAGUCUCCUGCAGAGUUGCUACACGGCAGAACGGCUCGAACGCUUCUUACACAGAUUUUACCGGUUACAAAAUUAUCAAAAAAGCAACCAGUGACGACAAAAUUCGGCAAGGAUUGCAAAGUUUUUUUACGCAACUAUAGUAGCGGUCCUAAAUGGGUCGAAGGAAUAAUUGAGAAAUCUUUGGGAAAUAGGGUCUACUUAGUUAAGACACCGACUGGUCAAUGUAAGCGUCAUCAAAAUCAACUUCAAGCGCGCCAGUCAACACCGCCGCAACCAACUGCCUAUGAACCAUCAAAACAACAUCAGCAGUCAACUAUCGAUGAACCAUUAAAACAACAGCAGCAGUCAACCAUCAAGGAACCGUCACAACAAGAAACAACGAGUAUGCCGAUUUCAAUCAGAAGAUUUCAGAACUUAAGGGGUGGAUAA